Molecule: messenger RNA, 1914 nt
Organism: Temnothorax curvispinosus
Lineage: Eukaryota; Metazoa; Arthropoda; Insecta; Hymenoptera; Formicidae
Product: F-box/LRR-repeat protein 4-like
Exons: 7
Coding region: 108-1811 (567 amino acids)
Molecular function (GO): protein binding
Source: RefSeq, a predicted model, not a curated record
ACGUGACGUGCGUGCAUGUCGUGUUUCAACAUUAUUCUUCUCUUUCUUGAUUUUUUCAUUUUUUACGGAAAAAAUCAAAAUUGCCUUGCUGAUAAACAAGAGAGACUAUGACAACUCACAAUAAAUCUUUAAAUUGCGAGAGUUGUAGUCGAUAUCCCUACAUCGGCAGAGUAUCCGUAGGAGAAGAAAAUAGUGUUGACUUUGUCUAUCAAUUUGGGAAGAAAAGAUUAUUUGCUACCUCGAAAAGAAACCGUCCAGGUUUUAGCAUAUUCCAUACUGCCCCUGACAUAAUUGGACCACCCAAUUCUUUAAAUUAUGGCGAACACUUUCAUUUACCUGAUUUACCAUGUUCUUUUGGAGAAAAAGAUUCGAGAAAGGAUGGUUCCGAGAUUUCAAUAUCUCCGUGGCGGACAUAUAACGAUGAUUCAGAGGAGUUAUUAAUUUAUUCUAUUCCAUGGUAUCCAGUGGGCCAUGUGACGAUGGGCGAAAAUGAUUAUAUUGAUAUCGAGUUUCAUGAAGCUGUAUAUCCAGUCAGAGUCUCUAUUUACGAAUUAUAUAAUCCUAGCAUAAUUAAAAUUUUGGCUCAAGAUUCCAAUAAUCACUGGAUACAGUUGUGGGAUGAAUCGUCUGAGAUUGUACCCCCGGAAUCAAGAUUAUUUUCUCCACCGUUAUCGCAUCCGUGCAACUUCAAAACCAAAAUGCUCAGACUAGUGUUUAAGAAAAGCUCACGUAAAUCUUAUUAUACAAAACUGGAUGCUGUAAUGCUUAUCGGUACAUCAGAUUUGAUCGUUCCUAGAAAUACUAACGAGAGUUUAAGUAAUCUGUUAAAAAGAAUUAACAGCAUGUACUCUCGACACCACGACGAUGUUCAUAAUUUAACAGCAGAUUUAAAAAGUGCGCAUUUGGAUAUAGUUCAUCUGCAACGAAAUUUUUCUGAAUAUUGUGUUAUUUAUCAAAGCGAAAUAAAAAGGAUUAAUUAUAAAAGUAAUUUGAAGCACAAAAAGGCAUCUCAAGAGGUAAUCCCUGGAUAUGUGCAACCUCUUGGACAGAGAUAUUCGCGUCGUAUUCUAUCGAAAAGUUAUAAGGAGCCAUCACGUUGCAGUUUAUCUGCGCUUCCUGAUGAAAUAUUACUAAUGAUAUUUAAAUACUUGGAUUUGAAAACGUUAUGCUGCAUGAGUAGAGUAAAUUGGCGCUUCAAUAAUUUAACAACACGGGAUCCUCUACUCUAUACACGUUUGAACAUGCGAGGGAUUGAAUGUGACAAAUAUAUGUGCAAAUUAUUUCGUUAUUUUACACCUAGAUGUGAAUAUUUGCAACAAUUAGGUCUUACAGGAAGCAAGUUUGAUGUUAAUGAUUUCGUAAACUUUCUUAAUAAUUGCGGCAGGCGUUUAACGCAUUUGAGCUUGAGUCAUUGCUACAUAGAUGCUUUCUCAACACAAUUAAAUCCUGUUCUACUGUCCUUUGAAAUUUCAAAGACAUGCAAAAAUUUGAAAGAAUUGGAUCUAAGUUAUUGUGAUUGCAUAAGCGACCAAGAAUUUUCGUAUCUCGAGGGGCUAAGUAAUUUGGAACGUAUAUACUUUUGUGGUCUGACAACUACAACUGAACAGCUUUGCAAAAUACUGCAAAAUAACCCACGGAUACGUGAGGUAGAAUUGGGAAACUUGGUAAAUGAUGCAGUUCUACUAGAGUUGGCAAAUUCGUGUCGUGAUUUGGAAGUAAUACAUACACUGUACGCAUAUGAUCUUACAUCUCAGGGUAUUAAAGCUCUCGCUAACUGUAAGAAUUUGCAAAAAGUGUACCUUGACCUGUAAGUGUGCGUGUGCUACAUUUUCUUUUAAAAUACACAUUAUUGUGUGUUUUAUUCUUUAUUGAAAUUGUACUUGAAAAAGUUACAUGAUUUUUUCUUCGCAAUUA